AUGGAGGCUACUGCCGGCGAAGAGUCCGCCAUUGCCAACGAUUGGAAGGUUGUCACUGCGGAUGGAAGACAGGCGACCAUUGCAGAGCACAAUCUGACGUUAAAGCAAGCCAUCAAGAAAUACCCGAGAGCAAUCAUGUGGUCUGUGUUUGUAUCCCUGGCCAUUAUCAUGGAAGGAUAUGACAUAGUCCUCAUGGGUUCUCUCUUCGGCCAGAAGGCCUUCCUCAAGAAAUACGGAAAUUACUAUCCGGCCAUAGGGGAGUAUCAGCUUUCCGCACCUUGGCAAAGUGCUCUUGGCAAUGCGCCAAACAUUGGUGCAAUCUUUGGAGCACUUGCCAAUGGCUACUGGGUCCACUACUUUGGGUACCGACGGGUUCUCCUUGCUUCCCUUGUCGCAGUGGUUGGGUUCAUCUUCAUCUCUUUCUUCGCCACCUCGGUCGAAAUGCUCCUUGUCGGAGAGAUACUGUGUGGACUUCCAUGGGGAGUCUUCGCAACCAUGGCGCCUGCAUACGCCUCCGAGGUUUGCCCUGUAGCGCUUCGUGGCUAUCUGACAGUCUAUGUCAAUCUCUGUUGGGCCUUCGGUCAGCUCAUUGCUGCGGGCGUUAUGGAGGGUUUCCAACCAGUCAAUAGUAAAUGGGCAUACAAGGUUCCAUUUGCGGUUCAAUGGGCUUGGCCUGUACCGCUCUUUUGCAUCCUCUUCUUCGCUCCCGAGUCACCAUGGUGGCUUAUAUCCAAAGGCAAAAUCGAAGAAGCAGAGAAAACGGUCAUGAGGCUCACUUCAAAGUCCAUGACAUCCACUGAUGCUAAACAAAUUGUUGCAAUGAUGGUUCAUACUCACGAAAUUGAGCUGGAGGUUGAGACUGGUACAAGCUAUUUUCACUGCUUCAAAGGAGUUGACCUUCGACGAACGGAGAUUGCAUGUGUCGUAUUUGGAGCCGAGAUCUUCUCUGGGCUGCAGUUGGGUGGAAACCCUACUUACUUCUUCGAACAAGCAGGAGUGCCCGAUUCGAAGCUUUCAAGAACUAUUCUGUCAUGGUUUCUAAUCGCAGCUAUGGGUCGUCGGACGAUUUUUGUUGGUGGCCUAUUCCUCUCGGCUUGCUUCUUGUGUCUGGUGGGUAUUCUCAGUGCGGCGUCAAGUUCAAGUGGCAGCAGCUAUGCCCAGGCAGGGAUAGUGAUGUUUUGGAUGUUCCUCUACUAUUCUACCAUUGGACCGGUCUCUUACGCCAUCAUCAGUGAGACAUCCGCAAUAAAGCUACGCAACAAGAGCGUGUGCUUGGCAAGAAUUACUUACUACCUUUCCGCUAUUGUCUGCGCAACUGUCAGUCCCUACAUGAUCAAUCCGACAGAGGGAAAUUGGAAAGGCAAGAGUGGCUUCUUUUGGGGAGGGACUUGCUUUGUGUGCUUCAUUUGGGCAUUCUUUCGACGUACAUACGAGGAGUUGGAUGUUCUCUUUGCAAAUGGUGUAAAAGCAAGAGACUUUUCAUCCUGCGUCGUGGAUGCAUAUGCUGAAGACGAAACAGCCCGAGUCAAGCGCGAAUAG
Mollisia scopiformis is the source of this 1539-nucleotide messenger RNA. RefSeq names its product sugar transporter. Gene Ontology annotation, molecular function: carbohydrate:proton symporter activity. The record is from RefSeq and is a predicted model, not a curated record. Gene Ontology annotation, biological process: carbohydrate transport; transmembrane transport. NCBI's taxonomy places the organism in Eukaryota, Fungi, Ascomycota, Leotiomycetes, Helotiales, Mollisiaceae. The coding region runs from base 1 to 1539 and encodes 512 amino acids. The transcript is spliced from 2 exons. Gene Ontology annotation, cellular component: membrane.